AUGGCAUUGCAACCCUCUGACAAGGAGCUCCUCAGACUCCUCUCCCAGCUCACAACUCAGGAGAAGGUUUCCGAUGGCCCCAAUGGCGCAAGGGGUGCCGAGUUUAUGGAUGGCACCACGGCUGCAUGCUUCCCAGCUUGUGCCUCUCUGGCUGCAACCUUCAACCGCAGCCUUGUUCGGCGAAUUGGUGUUGCCCUGGGCGAAGAAGCUCAAACGAAAAGCGCUUACGCCCUUCUCGGCCCAACAGUCUGUCCUCAUAGAUCGCCUCUGGGAGGGCGUAACUUCGAGUCAUUCUCUGAAGACCCCUUCCUCGCGGGCGAACUCGCUUCUGAGUAUGUACUCGGUCUUCAGAGCGAGAGGGUUGCGGCCACCGUCAAGCACUUUGCCAUCAAUGAGCAGGACACUAGACGGUUUACUAUCAACGAAAUAGUAUCUGAGCGAGCAAUGAGAGAGAUUUAUCUGCGUCCUUUCGAGAUUGUGGUCAAGAAGUCCGAUCCCUGGUGCAUCAUGACGAGUUAUCCCAAAGUCAAUGGAGCCUACGUCGAUGACCAGUCUACCUUUCUAAAAGACAUUCUUCGCAAAGAUUGGGGCUUCAAGGGCUUGACAAUGACUGAUUGGGGAGCAGCAUCAGCUGCUGUAGCAAGCGGAAUAAAGAACGGUCUGAAUCUUGAGAUGCCGGGGCCACCUCACCGCCGGAAGCCCGACUUGAUACAGAAGCUCAUCGAGAAUGGUGAUGUCGACAUCAAGGAUGUCGAUGAGCAUGUGUUGGCAGUACUGAAGCUCCUUCGCCAAACCGGGAAGUUCACCGACAGGAGAGAAACCCCGCCCGAAAGAGCUGUUAGCCGCCCAGAGCACGAGAAACUGAUCCGUCAAGCGGGCGGAGAAGGCAUUGUGCUCCUCAAGAAUUCCAACCGGACUCUUCCCCUGAAGUCUUCUUCCAUCAAGAGCGCAGCAUUGCUGGGACCCCUCGCAAAGAUCGCAGCUGCUCAUGGUGGUGGCAGUGCGUCACUAAACUGUCAUUACAAGAUCAGUCCAUAUGAUGCGUUCAAAUCACGACUUCCUGACUGCAAGAUAACAACCUCAGAGGGUGCGCACAUCUUUCGAGCGUAUCCAGACUUCAUUGAAGGGGCUGUGAACCGUAACAACAAUUCCGGAUUCAUCGUGGACUUUUUCAAGACCCUAGAUCUUUCCGGAGAACCAUUCCACGUCCAAGAAUACCCUCGUGGAAAUUUCAUGACUCUGAUGAACGAAACCGUUGCCGGCGCCAAGUCUGCCCGCCUCAGCACGACUUACACCCCUCCUGUCAGCGGAAAGCACUACCUGAGUUUCUCCGGCAUCGGUCCUGCCAAGUUGUACAUCAAUGGCACUUUCCAAGGGGAGAUCAAAGAAACUGAAGAAGCAAUGUCGUUCCUUCUCGGUGUCCAAGAGGAGCGGCAUCUUCAGUAUGACUUCUCCGCUGGCAACAAGUACGACAUUGUCAUUGAGUCCACCAUCUCGCCUGUUCCCAACUCCGAAAUGUAUUUGGGCGAUGACCAGAUCUCGGUUCAUCUCGGGUUCGUCAGCCAAAGGGAAAUGGAGAGAGAUCUCCUUUCGGAAGCCGUGGAGCUCGCGAAGAAGGCCGAGAUUGCUCUUCUAUUUGUCGGAAACACGCCGCAGUGGGAGACCGAAGGCCAGGACAUGGCCACCAUGAUUCUUCCCGCCGACGGCUCACAGGAUAAGCUGAUUUCCGAAGUUGCCAAAGUCAACCCCAACACCAUCGUGGUUCUCACCACCGGAGUUCCCGUCGAGCUUCCAUGGAUCGACGAAGUAUCGGCUGUCAUUCAGGCGUGGUACGGAGGACAAGAAACUGGCAACUCGAUUCUGGACGUUAUUUUCGGCGAAGUCAGCCCCAGCGGCAGACUUCCCGUGUCAUGGCCCAAGAAGAUUGAGCACACGGCUUGUUACGGUCAUUUCGGCCUUGACAGCUGGGAAAGUCGAGAAGUUGAGUAUGUUGAAGGAGUCAAUGUUGGCUACAGACACUUUGACUCUCAAUAUGGUACCGAGAAAGAGGUCCUGUUUCCUUUCGGUUACGGUAUGAGCUACUCUACCUUUGAGGUUUUCGGUGUCAUCGUGUCCGGCUCUCUCAGCGGUGACAAUGCCAAUGCCGAGGUCACUGUGACCACCACUGUACGCAACACCAGUGCAGUCGUAGGCUCGGAGGUCAUUCAGGUUUAUGUGGCACCGCCGAACAGUGGUGCCGGAAACGAGAGACCACCAAAGGCACUUGUCGCGUUUGAUAAGGUUCUCCUGGCGGCAGGGGAACAGAAAGAGCUGAAAGUGGUCUUCCAGAGAGAUGGGGUUGCCUUUUGGUCUGAGAAUGAUCGGGCUUGGAAGGUGGAGGCGGGUGACCACGAGAUACUCGUGUCGACAAGUUCGGCCCCUGCGGAUAUUAAGGGCAAGAGUAUCCUAAACAUAUCCAAGAGCUUUAGCUUUGCGGGUUAG
Molecule: messenger RNA, 2481 nt
Organism: Colletotrichum karsti
Lineage: Eukaryota; Fungi; Ascomycota; Sordariomycetes; Glomerellales; Glomerellaceae
Exons: 5
Coding region: 1-2481 (826 amino acids)
Biological process (GO): glucan catabolic process
Molecular function (GO): beta-glucosidase activity
Source: RefSeq, a predicted model, not a curated record